GAUCAUGGAAACAGCCGAAGAUGUCAGCUCGCUCAUGUGAUCAGCUGUGUCCAAUCACAGCUGAUCACAUGGGACAUGUACACUGAUCAUCAGGGCACUGAUGAUCAGUGUGCCCUGAUGAUCAGUGUAGCCCCAGAAGUGCCACCUGCCAGUGCUCAUCAAUGCCAUGUGCCAGUGCCCAUCAGUGCCACGUGCCAGUGCCCAUCAGUAGUGCAUACCAGUGCACAUCAAUGCCACAAGUCAGUGCCCAUCUGAGCUGCCUUUCAAUGUCACCCAUCAGUGCCAGUCAGUGCCGCCUAUCAGUGUCAUGUAUCAGUGAUGCCUGUCAAUGCCCAUCAGUGCAACCU
Messenger RNA from Staurois parvus, 347 nucleotides. The record is from the annotation of a GenBank genome assembly. Lineage: Eukaryota; Metazoa; Chordata; Amphibia; Anura; Ranidae.